CACAAUUUAUUCAUCAAUUGUUUUUUGUUGGGUUGUUUUAAUUUGAAGGAUGAAGACUGACAGCUUCUUCAGUAGAGAAAAUUGAAAAUUUGGGUUUUGAGUUGCAAAAGAACAGAUUGAGUGAGAGUGAAGAACACUAUUUUUUGACGUGCUUUAGUGUGUUUUAGUUUAACCUCUGCCGAAGAUGGUUGGCAUCUAAAAAAAAUCAAUUCAUUCCGCAUUUUCUCCAUAAUUUUUGUCAUUCAUCCGGCGGACUCUUACAAAAAGUUUCAAAUUUUUCUAAAGAUAUGUGUAAUAGACGCAAGACCGGGAUUUUGUGUUGCACUGCCGGCCGCCGGAAUAAUCUGUCGGACGAUUGUCGCCGUAUUAUGUUCGUCACCUUUUAAUCUCUGCAUAAACCCUAAACCCUAAUCCCAAAUGCCCAUUCACAAACUUAGCCUUUUGAUAUACAGAAUCCUCUACGCCAUCCAACACAAUCAUCCUUCUAGUUUUCGAUUUUCAGCUCUGCAAUUCUCCUCUUUGUCUGCUCAUUCAUGGCUGUCCAUGCCAGGAAAGCCCCUCAUAAAGUGGCCUUCAUUGCCCGACCAGCCUGCCAAUACGUUGCCAUCAAAUUCUGCCGUCAUUUCAAACCCUAACUCUGCCAUUGACUUGAAAUUCGAAGCAAGUUAUGCGCCGAAUGACUUGUCUACCAUUUCUAGCAUCCUUUCCGAUCGCACUGUUCGGCCCGGUGCCGCGCUCGAGGAUGCUUUGGACCGGACUGGAAUCGUGCCGAGUUCGAGUUUGUUGGAAGCUGUGUUCGAUCAUUUUGAUUCGUCUCCUAAGUUCUUGCACUCGCUGUUUCUUUGGGCUGCGAAGAAAUCUGGAUUUCGCCCCUCUGCAGCAUUGUUCAACCGUCUGAUCAACGUGCUUGCGAAAUCGAGGGAGUUUGAUUCUGCUUGGUCUUUGAUAACUUCUCGUCUACUUGGAGGUGAAGAGUCCUUUUUGGUUUCGGUGGAGGUUUUCGUGAUAUUGAUCAGGCGGUAUGCUCGUGCAGGCAUGCUUCAACCUGCUAUUCGAACGUAUGAAUUUGCUUGCAACCUAGAAACAAUUUCAGGGACCGGCUCCGAGGGAUUGUUUGAGAUUUUACUGGAUUCACUCUGCAAAGAAGGCCAUGUCAGGGUAGCUUCCGAGUAUUUCAAUAGGAAAAGGGAAAUGGGUUCAAGCUUUGAACCGUCAAUUCGAGCAUAUAAUAUACUUCUAAAUGGAUGGUUUCGGUCAAGAAAGCUUAAACAUGCUCAGAGGCUCUGGUUUGAGAUGAAGAAGAACAAUAUAUCUCCCACUGUUGUUACGUAUGGCACUCUAAUAGAAGGGUACUGUCGAAUGCGUAGUGUCGAAAUUGCCAUUGAAUUGGUGGAUGAGAUGAGGAGGGAAGGUAUUGAGCCAAAUGCAAUCAUAUAUAAUCCAAUAGUUGAUGCACUUGGGGAAGCUGGGAGGUUUAAAGAGGCACUUGGAAUGAUGGAGCGGUUCAUGGUUUUGGAGCAAGGUCCGACUAUCUCAACGUACAAUUCUCUCAUCAAGGGAUAUUGCAAAGCAGGAGAUCUUUCUGGGGCUAGCAAGAUCCUUAAGAUGAUGAUUGGUAGAGGAUUCACUCCGACCCCGACCACUUAUAACUAUUUCUUCAGAUUCUUCUCUAAAUACGGUAAAAUUGAGGAGAGUAUGAACCUUUACAAUAAAAUGAUUGAAUCAGGAUAUGCGCCAGAUAAACUUACAUAUCACUUGUUGCUGAAGAUGUUAUGUGAAGAGGAGAGGUUAAACCUUGCAGUUCAAGUUUGCAAUGAAAUGAAGGCUAGAGGGUUUGACAUGGAUUUAGCUACAAGCACCAUGUUAAUGCAUUUGCUAUGCAAGAUGCAUAAGUUUGAAGAAGCUUUUGCAGAAUUUGAGCACAUGAUUCAUCGAGGAAUUGUUCCUCAAUAUCUUACUUUCUGCAGAUUGCACGAUGAAUUCUUGAAACGUGGAUUGACAAAAAUGGCAUCUAAGCUGCAAGAGAUGAUGUCUUCGGUUCCUCAUUCAGAGAAGUUGCCCGAUACCUAUAAUCAAACUCCUGAUUCUGUUCGUGCUAGAAGAACAUCUAUUAUGCGUAAAGCUGAGGCAAUGUCUGAAAUGUUGAAGGUCUGUAAUGACCCUAGAGAGCUUGUCAAACGCAGAAGUCCAUCUGAAAAUGCUGUAUUUAGUGCAAAUAAGUUGAUAGAUGAUAUCAAGAAGAAGGCCAACCCUGGAACUUUUUAAAACCAUCUACUUAAAUUUUGAUGUUGCUGGCAAAUAACUUUGCAUUAGCUCAACAAAAAAUGACUUGCGCUACAUAAUUUUUCCAUAGGAAUCUUUGGAGAAACACGAAUAUAUGGACCAGUUUCACAGGCAUGUGCAGAUGUUUGGCGAGGGGAUAAACAUACUUUGUUUUGUGGAUCGAGUGUUUUAAGGGGGAACUGGGGGCAUUUGUAUAUCAAACGAAGAGAUUGCAAGAAUUCAGCUUGGACUCGGGAUUGUAUUAUACAUUUGAAUGUAGAACAGAGCGUAAGUCCAUUUGAUUGAACCUCUUCUUCCAAAUUAUUAUUAUUAGGGUCUCUUUGAAACACAAUAGAGUGUUGUCGAAGCAAGAAGCACCGAGUCGAAGGUGGCAAUUGACAUUAGCUGUUCAUGAACAUCACUAUAAUCCAAAUCCCUAUUUUGGCUUUCCCGUUUCAUUUUGUUCAA
Molecule: messenger RNA, 2730 nt
Organism: Cucumis melo (muskmelon)
Lineage: Eukaryota; Viridiplantae; Streptophyta; Magnoliopsida; Cucurbitales; Cucurbitaceae
Product: pentatricopeptide repeat-containing protein At5g11310, mitochondrial
Exons: 2
Coding region: 418-2265 (615 amino acids)
Molecular function (GO): protein binding
Source: RefSeq, a predicted model, not a curated record